UAAUACUUGAACUACGUCCUAUGGUUGUGUCAUUUUGUGCCGUGAAGGUCACCAAAAAAUAAAUUUGAAAUAUUUGUUAUGUGCCAUCAAAGAAAAUCUUCACCCCUGAUAUCUGUGUUGUUUGCUGUUCUACUUUCGCCACAAACACAAACGCUCGACCCGAUCACGGCUUUUAUGGAUUUUGUCCAAGAAGGAACUAGUGAGCUCGGAGAUGAACCUCCUGAUGUAAGUGACCUCCUCCCUGAAUAUGACUUCAUAGUUGUUGGCGCCGGCACUGCUGGGUGCGUCUUAGCCAAUCGUCUCAGCGAAAUAUCCGAAUGGAAAGUUUUGCUCGUCGAAGCUGGAGAUAAGGAAAAUUUUAUAAUGGACAUACCAAUGAUGGCUAAUUACCUUCAGUUCACGACAGCAAAUUGGAACUACAAAACGAAGCCUUCACAUAAAUAUUGUACUGGACUUCAAAACAAACAAUGCAAUUGGCCUAGAGGAAAAGUUGUUGGAGGUUCAAGUGUCUUAAACUAUAUGAUAUAUACGAGAGGCGCCAAGCUUGAUUACGAUGCAUGGGAAGCUAUGGGUAAUGAAGGCUGGGGAUGGGAAGACGUGCUCCCAUACUUUAAGAAAAUUGAGAAUUUCAAUAUACCCAAAUUAAAUACCCCUAAGACUCAUGGCCAAGAUGGUUAUCUUAAUGUAGAAUAUACUCCUUACCGCACUGCAAAAUCUAAAGCAUGGGUUAAAGCAGCUCAGGAAUUAGGAUUUGAAUACAAAGACUAUAACGGAGGAAAUCCAUCAGGUGUGUCUUAUUUACAGUUAUCAAUGAAAAAUGGAACAAGACACAGUUCAAGCAGAGCUUACUUACAUCCCAUUAAUGGAAGACCAAACCUUUACUUAACCAAAAAAAGUAUGGUCACAAAACUUAUAUUUGACGAUACGAAGACUAAAGUAAUAGGCGUUGAGUUAGAAAAAAGGAGUAAAAAAUAUAAUAUACUGGCAAGGAAAGAAGUAAUAAUAUCUGCAGGAGCAAUAAACUCACCACAAUUGCUAAUGCUCUCAGGCAUAGGACCAAAGAGUCACCUUGAUUCGGUGAGAAUUCCAGUAGUAAAAGAUUUACCUGUUGGAUUUAAUUUAAUGGAUCAUAUAGCUGCUGGUGGGUUGCACUUCGUGGUUAAUAAGCAGAAGGAUCCUUCAAGUAUAGAAUAUGUCUUAUUUCAUUUAGAUUUAGUUUACAAUUGGAUGAAAACACACAAGGGACCUCUGGCUCUUCCAGGUGGAUGUGAAGCGUUAGUGUUUACGAAUUUAGAUGACAAAUUCAAUGCUUCUGGGUGGCCUGACAUGGAACUGUUAUUCCUUGGAGGUGGUUUGAAUUUCGAUCCACUUAUACAUCGCAAUUUUGGAUUUAACGAAAAAAUUUAUGGUGAUACUUAUGGACCGCUUGGAAGUACUGAUUCUUUUAUGGUCUUCCCCAUGUUAAUGAGACCGAAGUCAAAAGGCCGAGUUAUGUUACAGAGCAGAGAUCCAAAAGUGCACCCAUUAUUAAUACCUAAUUAUUUUGAAUAUCCAGAAGAUUUGCAAAAGAUAGUAGAAGGUAUUAAAUUGGCAAUUGAUAUAUCUAAACAACCAGCAAUGAAAAAAAUUGGAGCUAAAUUGUACGAUGUGCCUAUAAAAUACUGUUUAAAGUAUGGCUCAUUUGGGAGUGACGCUUAUUUUGCAUGUCAAGCUCAGAUGUUUACUUUUACCAUUUAUCACCAAAGUGGAACUUGUAAAAUGGGUGCCAAAGAUGAUCCUACUGCGGUUGUAGAUGCUAGAUUACGACUGCAUAACAUAGAAAGGGUGAGAGUCAUAGACGCAAGCAUUAUGCCAGAAGUUGUUUCAAGUCACACAAAUGCUCCAGUUUACAUGAUAGCCGAAAAAGGAGCAGAUAUGAUUAAACAAGACUGGGGUCGACUAUAAUAAACUGAAUUUGGUAUCUAGUUAAAUUAGUGCAAAUUUUAUAUCAGUAAAUGUCUUUCUUGAUGGACCUAUUAUAUAUUUAGGUUAGAAACAUAAUUGAUCGUGAAAGUGCAACAUAAAAGCGUCUAAAAUAUGUUUUGCAUUUAGGAGUUUGAGUACAAAGAACGACAUAAAGGAUAGAUUAAUUACUUAAUUCGAUAGAAGGCCUACUUCUGAAAUUACAAAAUAUAAAUAAAACGACGGUAAAAUAUUGAUUGUAAUUAUUUUAUUUACUUAACAAUUAGUAUAAUACAUCCCAUU
Messenger RNA from Amyelois transitella, 2244 nucleotides. RefSeq names its product glucose dehydrogenase [FAD, quinone]-like. The record is from RefSeq and is a predicted model, not a curated record. The transcript has 2 exons. NCBI's taxonomy places the organism in Eukaryota, Metazoa, Arthropoda, Insecta, Lepidoptera, Pyralidae. Gene Ontology annotation, molecular function: flavin adenine dinucleotide binding; oxidoreductase activity, acting on CH-OH group of donors. Bases 79 to 1944 code for a protein of 621 amino acids.